Molecule: messenger RNA, 3684 nt
Organism: Haliotis rufescens (red abalone)
Lineage: Eukaryota; Metazoa; Mollusca; Gastropoda; Lepetellida; Haliotidae
Product: proline-rich protein 36-like
Exons: 3
Coding region: 1-3684 (1227 amino acids)
Source: RefSeq, a predicted model, not a curated record
AUGGUCAACUCCUCCACGAAAACUAGCUCAGAUGAGUGCUGUGUAUGGAUGAACAUUGCCAUGGCGCCAAGUGCUUGCAGAGGCAGGACAAGAGAGGCAUCACAUCCUCCCCACAACCCCCUUGCUGCAUCACAUCCUCCCCACAACCCCCUUGCUGCAUCACAUCCUCCCCACAACCCCUUGCUGUAUCACAUCCUCCCCAACAACCCCUUGCUGCAUCACAUCCCCCACAGCCCCUUGCUGCAUCACAUCCUCCCCACAACCCCUUGCAGCAUCACAUCCUCCCCACAGCCCCUUGCUUCAUCACAUCCUUCCCCACAACCCCUUGCAGCAUCACAUCCUUCCCAAAAACCCCUUGCAGCAUCACAUCCUCCCCACAACCCCCUUGCUGCAUCACAUCCUCCCCACAACCCCUUGCUGUAUCACAUCCUCCCCAACAACCCCUUGCUGCAUCACAUCCCCCACAGCCCCUUGCUGCAUCACAUCCUUCCCAACAACCCCUUGCUGCAUCACAUCCUCCCCACCUUGCAGCAUCACAUCCUCCCCACAACCCCUUGCAGCAUCACAUCCUUCCCACAUCCCCUUGCAGCAUCACAUCCUCCCUACAGCCCCUUGCUGCAUCACAUCCUUCCCCAUAACCCCUUGCUGCAUCACAUCCUCCCCCAUAACCCCUUGCAACAUCACAUCAUUCCCACAGCCCCUUGCAGCAUCACAUCCUCCCCACAACCCCUUGCUGCAUCACAUCCUUCCCACAACCCCUUGCUGCAUCACUUCCCCCCCAACAACCCCUUGCUGCAUCACAUCCUUCCCCACAACCCUUUGCAGCAUCACAUCAUCCCCACAACCCCUUGCACCAUCACAUCCUUCCCACAACCCCUUGCUGCAUCACAUCCUUCCCCACAGCCCCUUGCACAUCACAUCCUCCCCACAACCCCCUUGCAGCAUCACAUCCCCCCCCCCCCCCCAACAACCCCUUGCAGCAUCAAAUCCUUCUCCACAACCCCUUGCAGCAUCACAUCCUCCCCACAACCCCCUUGCAGCAUCACAUCCUCCCCACAACCCCUUGCAGCAUCACAUCCUCCCCACAACCCCUUGCAGCAUCACAUUCUCCCCACAACCCCUUGCUGCAUCACAUCCUUCCCCACAACCCCUUGCAGCAUCACAUCCUCCCCACAACCCCUUGCAGCAUCACAUUCUCCCCACAACCCCUUGCUGCAUCACAUCCUUCCCCACAACCCCUUGCAGCAUCACAUCCUCCCCACAACCCCUUGCAGCAUCACAUUCUCCCCACAACCCCUUGCUGCAUCACAUCCUUCCCCACAACCCCUUGCAUUAUCACAUCCUUCCCCACAAUCCCUUGCAGCAUCACAUCCUUCCCCAAAACCCCUUGCAGCAUCACAUCCUCCCCCACAACCCCUUGCUUCAUCACAUCCCCCCCCAACAACCCCUUGCUGCAUCACAUCCUCCCCACAACCCCUUGCUGCAUCACAUCCUUCCCCACAACCCCUUGCAGCAUCACAUCCUCCCCACCUUGCAGCGUCACAUCCUCCCCACCUUGCAGCAUCACAUCCUCCCUACAGCCCCUUGCUGCAUCACAUCCUCCCCACAACCCCUUGCUGCAUCACAUCCUUCCCCACAACCCCUUGCAGCAUCACAUCCUCCCCACCUUGCAGCAUCACAUCCUCCCCACCUUGCAGCAUCACAUCCUCCCUACAGCCCCUUGCUGCAUCACAUCCUCCCCACAACCCCUUGCUGCAUCACAUCCUUCCCACAACCCCUUGCUGCAUCACAUCCUCCCCACAACCCCUUGCAGCAUCACAUCCUCCCUACAGCCCCUUGCUGCAUCCCAUCCUCCCCACAACCCCUUGCUGCAUCACAUCCUCCCCACAACCCCUUGCUGCAUCACAUCCUCCCCACAACCCCUUGCUGCAUCACAUCCUUCCCCACAACCCCUUGCUGCAUCACAUCCUUCCCCAUAACCCCUUGCAGCAUCACAUCCUUCCCCACAACCCCUUGCUGCAUCACAUCCUUCCCCACAACCCCUUGCUGCAUCACAUCCUUCCCCACAACCCCUUGCAGCAUCACAUCCUUCCCAAAAACCCCUUGCUGCAUCACAACCUCCCCACAACCCCUUGCUGCAUCACAUCCUCCCUACAACCCCUUGCUGCAUCACAUCCUCCCCACAACCCCUUGCUGCAUCACAUCCCCCCUACAACCCCUUGCUGCAUCACAUCCUCCCCACCUUGCAGCAUCACAUCCUCCCCACCUUGCAGCAUCACAUCCUCCCCACCUUGCAGCAUCACAUCCUCCCUACAUCCCCUUGCUGCAUCACAUCCUCCCCACAACCCCUUGCUGCAUCACAUCCUUCCCCACAACCCCUUGCUGCAUCACAUCCUUCCCCACAACCCCUUGCAGCAUCACAUCCUUCCCCACAACCCCUUGCUGCAUCACAUCCUUCCCCACAACCCCUUGCUGCAUCACAUCCUUCCCCACAACCCCUUGCAGCAUCACAUCCUUCCCAAAAACCCCUUGCUGCAUCACAACCUCCCCACAACCCCUUGCUGCAUCACAUCCUCCCUACAACCCCUUGCUGCAUCACAUCCUCCCCACAACCCCUUGCUGCAUCACAUCCCCCCUACAACCCCUUGCUGCAUCACAUCCUCCCCACCUUGCAGCAUCACAUCCUCCCCACCUUGCAGCAUCACAUCCUCCCCACCUUGCAGCAUCACAUCCUCCCUACAUCCCCUUGCUGCAUCACAUCCUCCCCACAACCCCUUGCUGCAUCACAUCCUUCCCCACAACCCCUUGCUGCAUCACAUCCUUCCCCACAACCCCUUGCAGCAUCACAUCCUUCCCCACAACCCCUUGCUGCAUCACAUCCUUCCCCACAACCCCUUGCUGCAUCACAUCCUUCCCCACAACCCCUUGCAGCAUCACAUCCUUCCCAAAAACCCCUUGCUGCAUCACAACCUCCCCACAACCCCUUGCUGCAUCACAUCCUCCCUACAACCCCUUGCUGCAUCACAUCCUCCCCACAACCCCUUGCUGCAUCACAUCCCCCCUACAACCCCUUGCUGCAUCACAUCCUCCCCACCUUGCAGCAUCACAUCCUCCCCACAUUGCAGCAUCACAUCCUCCCCACCUUGCUGCAUCACAUCCUCCCUACAACCCCCUGCUGCAUCACAUCCUCCCCUCAACCCCUUGCUGCAUCACAUCCUUCCCCACAACCCCUUGCAGCAUCACAUCCUCCCCACCUUGCAGCAUCACAUCCUCCCUACAGCCCCUUGCUGCAUCGCAUCCUCCCACAACCCCUUGCAGCAUCACAUCCUCCCUACAACCCCUUGCAGCAUCACAUCCUCCCCACCUUGCAGCAUCACAUCCUCCCCACCUUGCAGCAUCACAUCCUCCCUACAUCCCCUUGCUGCAUCACAUCCUCCCCACAACCCCUUGCUGCAUCACAUCCUUCCCCACAACCCCUUGCAGCAUCACAUCCUCCCCACCUUGCAGCAUCACAUCCUCCCUACAGGCCCUUGCUGCAUCGCAUCCUCCCACAACCCCUUGCAGCAUCACAUCCUCCCUACAACCCCUUGCUGCAUCACAUCCUCCCCACAACCCCUUGCAGCAUCACAUCCUCCCCACAACCCCUUGCUGCAUCACAUUGAACUUAUCAAGAAGAAACUGUAG